Molecule: messenger RNA, 714 nt
Organism: Pieris macdunnoughi
Lineage: Eukaryota; Metazoa; Arthropoda; Insecta; Lepidoptera; Pieridae
Source: the annotation of a GenBank genome assembly
AUGAUGUCUGAUCAGUUUAGAAAAGUAGAACCAUAUUCUCCAAAGUCCUCACCUCGAGGUGCGAGGUCACCAGUUGUUUCACGGCAAGAUUCUUCUGGUACCCUCAAAACUACUAUUUCACUGGGUAAAAAUCCCUCCAUAGUACACAGUGGACCAUUCUAUUUGAUGAAAGAACCUCCAGGAGAAUGUGAGUUAACAGGAGCAACAAAUUUAAUGGCGUAUUAUGGACUUGAACAUUCGUAUAGUAAGUUUAACGGGAAAAAAUUAAAGGAAUCGCUAUCUUCCUUUUUACCUACAUUACCAGGAAUCAUGGACGGACCUGGACAAGAGGAUAACAGCACAUUGGGUUCUGUAAUCGCAAAACGUCCUAUAGGAGGAAAGGAAUUAUUACCAUUGACUAGUGCUCAGCUUGCUGGCUUCCGGUUACAUCCAGGGCCACUUCCAGAGCAGUACCGCUAUGUGAGUGCUACCCCACCCAAAAAACAUAAGAGCAAACACAAGAAACAUAAACACAAGGAUGGUGCUCCUCCAGGCCAAGAUACUCCACUGCAAGAUUCAUCAAAUCCAGACACCUAUGAAAAGAAACAUAAAAAGCAAAAGCGUCAUGAUGAUGACAAGGAGAGGAAAAAGCGCAAAAAAGAGAAAAAGAGGAAAAAACAAAAACACAGUCCGGAGCAUGGAGGGCUAACACCCAGCCAACAUCCAUUACCUUAA